Molecule: messenger RNA, 1335 nt
Organism: Manihot esculenta (cassava)
Lineage: Eukaryota; Viridiplantae; Streptophyta; Magnoliopsida; Malpighiales; Euphorbiaceae
Product: probable pectate lyase 4
Exons: 6
Coding region: 266-1255 (329 amino acids)
Molecular function (GO): pectate lyase activity
Source: RefSeq, a predicted model, not a curated record
GAAGGAUCCGAGUACCAAAAAAAGCAACCGCCACUGACUUCCUUGCUUUGCCAACCGGCUACAAGAAAGACCUAAAAUCACCACCAUAGAGCUCCAGAGCAACACCAACAGUUUCCAAACUCAAGAUAGAGGCGCUAACAAAUCCAAAAGGAGGAGUCUUCACCUCAAGCUGGCCAAUUUGCCGCGGGAAGUCGUGAAUGGCUUGAGUGUCAUUUGAUCCACGCAGAAGAAAUUUUCAAUUCUAAACCGAACAAAAGCAACGAACAUGGCCUCGCUGCCGUACGCCGACGUCGAUUUCAACCUCCGAGCAAUGGCCGGCAGAGCCGAGGGAUUCGGCCGUUUUGCUACCGGUGGCCUCCACGGUCCGCUCUAUUCCGUCACCACUUUGGCCGAUGAUGGUCCUGGAUCACUUCGUGAGGGAUGCAGGAGAAGAGAACCACUAUGGAUAGUUUUUGAGGUUUCGGGCACCAUUCAUCUUUCAUCGUACUUGAAUGUGUCAUCUUAUAAGACAAUAGAUGGCAGGGGCCAAAGGGUAAAGUUAACUGGCAAGGGCUUAAGACUGAAAGAAUGUGAACAUAUAAUCAUCUGUAAUCUUGAGUUUGAAGGUGGGAGGGGACAUGAUGUUGAUGGCAUUCAAAUAAAGCCGAAUUCUAGGCACAUUUGGAUAGAUCGAUGCAGCCUUCGUGAUUAUGAUGAUGGACUUAUUGAUAUCACCAGACAAAGCACGGAUAUCACUGUUUCUAGAUGUUACUUUGCACAGCAUGACAAAACAAUGCUUAUUGGAGCAGACCCCUCCCAUGUGGGUGAUAGAUGCAUCCGAGUGACUAUUCACCAUUGUUUCUUUGAUGGAACACGGCAAAGGCAACCUCGGCUUAGAUUUGGGAAAGUUCAUUUGUAUAACAAUUAUACAAGGAAUUGGGGAAUCUAUGCUGUUUGUGCAAGUGUGGAAUCCCAGAUAUUUUCUCAAUGCAAUAUAUAUGAAGCAGGACAGAAGAAAAAGACCUUUGAAUAUUAUACAGAGAAGGCAGCAGACAAGGAAGAGGCCAAGUCUGGCUUAAUAAGAUCCGAAGGAGAUGUAUUCCUUAAUGGAGCUCAAGCAUGCUUAUUAACGAAUGUUGGUGAAGAAUGUGUGUUUCAUCCAAGUGAGUAUUAUCCAACAUGGACACUGGAAGCUCCAUCAGAUUCCCUGAAAGAAAUUGUCCAAAUCUGUUCAGGCUGGCAAUCUAUUUCUCGACCAGAAGAGAUAUUAGUAUAGUUGUGUUGUACAUUGACUUGAUUAAUCAUUUGGAUACGUAGAAUAACUCAAUAAUUUAUAUAAGCUCAUGUUAAAGUGAA